Molecule: messenger RNA, 1298 nt
Organism: Micromonas commoda
Lineage: Eukaryota; Viridiplantae; Chlorophyta; Mamiellophyceae; Mamiellales; Mamiellaceae
Product: haloacid-halidohydrolase
Exons: 1
Coding region: 1-864 (287 amino acids)
Molecular function (GO): hydrolase activity
Source: RefSeq, a predicted model, not a curated record
AUGUCGUCGAAGGCCGCCCCGCGCCGAUCGACGAUCCGUCAUCGCAAAGGAAAUCAUCAUGGUUCAACCCGCGAGCUGACCGUCCGGGUGAAUGCGCUCCGAAACUUCGACUACCCCGAGGCUAUCCUGUUCGACUGCGACGGCGUGUUGUGCGAGACGGAGCGCGACGGGCACAGGGUCACGUUCAACAUGACCUUCAAGGAGAACGGCCUGGACCACGACUGGGACGUGGACCUCUACGGCGAGCUCCUCAAGAUCGGCGGCGGCAAGGAGCGCAUGACGCACUACUUCAACACCGUCAAGGAGACGCGCGAGCCGUUCAAGUCGCAGUGGCCGGAGGACACGGAGGAGCGACGCGCGUGGAUAAAGUCCAUGCACCUGCGCAAGACGGACCUCUUCCUGGAGGUGGUGGAGUCCGGCGAGCUUCCGCUGAGGCCGGGGGUGAGACGACUGGUUAAAGAGGCGUUGGACGCGGGCGCCAAAGUGGCGGUGUGCUCAACGUCAAACGAAAAAGCCGUCAAGGGCAUCGUCAAGACGAUGCUGCCCGAGUUUGCGGCACGGAUCCCAGUCUUUGCCGGCGACGUCGUGGCGAAGAAAAAACCCGCGCCCGACGUGUACGAACUCGCGGCGAAAACCUUGGGGGUCAAUCCCGCUCGGUGCGUCGUGAUUGAGGACACGCGCAUCGGGCUCCUCGCGGGUAAAGCCGCGGGCAUGCGGGUGUGCGUGACGAAGAGCAUCUACUCGGAGGAUGAGGAUUUCACGGGCGCGGACGCGGUGUUUGACUGCAUAGGGGACGACGGCGACGAGAGGUUCGGGUUCGAGGAUCUGACCACACCGGGGUCCUUCUGGCAGGGCGACGACUGAACGACCGUAUGACCUUUUUUGACCGGAAUUGCUACUACUUGUAGUCUACGUUUGAGCGCGAUCGAUUGAUCGACGCGACCGACGACUGACUGACCGACUUUGUGACGUUUUGUGACCGUGCGUCGAGGCUGAACCCGCCGCUGCCGGUGGACGAACACGGUAACUGGUACCGGGGCGAGGACGAUACAGACGAGGAGGCCAGGAGAGGAAGCGAUGACUCACCGAGCGGUGGUGAGUCACCGGGGCGUGGGGACGACGGGCUGACCGACGCGGAGCGCGCGAUCCUCGCCGAUAUCGAUCCGGCGUGAACGCGGCGACGGAUGAGAUUAACUCGUUAACGACGAGUUAAAAGGCGCGAGCGGACGCGGGAGGCUCGAGGCGUGGCUGGACUGUUAGCCCCACGUAGACUAUCAUGACGAGAACUCAAUCGCCCC